CUGUUGUGCUGGAAGUCGAACGCGGCUAGGGAACGCGAUCGAGCGGGUGCAGAUAUUAUGACGGCUGAGAGUCUACCUAGCGCAGCGUCAGUGUGCCGUGUUUUUCUGUCGCCGCCUGGUUUAGUUACGUCGCUGACUAGCGGCAGCGCAUGGCGUAGGAAAUGGCUGCCGUGAACUGCAAUCUCCAGCGCAGCACGGUAUCUGUCAGGCGUCCUGCUGAUGGUCGGCUGGAAGAAAUUACUCGAAACGGACACAAUAUAUUCCAAUUCAAGCAAACGGUGUGCCAUGCUUGCAAUGGCUUCUAUGGACCAUCCUUUGGCCACCCUCUGUGUUGCACAUGCCAUGCUUUUUUGUAUCCUGAUGUGCUGUCCGACUUGGAUGGAGACCAGGGAUGGAAAAGUGACUCUGAAGACUCUGGAAAUGAUGAACCGGAAGACUUUUAUGAUAUGGUGAAGCAUAAUGUUGAGCGUCCAAGGCUGCCAGCAGCAGGGCCAAAAGCUGAUAGACUCGCAGAAUGUAUAUCUGCCCUUAGCAGCCCAAGGCCACAGGAGUCAAUGCCUGAUGGUGUCUUGGCACAGCUCCCACUUGAAGUGCUGUCCCUCAUCUUCAGACGGCUGGAUGAUGUGUCACUGUGGCAUUGUAGCCAGGUUUGCCGCCGCUGGCGGCAUAUUCUGGAGUGUGAACUCAGUGAAGAUCACUGGUCUUUGUUCAUCAAACACCGUUGGCCUCUCUUCAAGCCUCCUCACAAAGUCACUUCUUGGAGGAUCCUUUACAGCCGUCUGGUUGCCAGUGCACCGUGCCGGCGGUGCCUGCAGGAGCUCAGGGAAGGCCCCAGGGGCCGUGCUUACGACUGGGGCCCUGAGGGCUCCUGGCGCGCUGUGCGGCUGCAGCAGGAGCUGCGCUUGUUGCAGACAGAACCUCCUGAGGGCAUUGGGGCUCUGCCACUGGACCCGCUGUGUGCCCACUGGCAGGCAGCUAUUGAAGGGCCUCCAGACAGCCCUUAUGAAGGUGGCCAGUUCCUCCUCUUUCUGCAGAUUCCCAGCGCGUAUCCCAUGAAGCCUCCCAUUGUGAAGUUCCUUACUAAAAUCUUCCAUCCUAACAUAAGCCGUCAUGGGGACAUUGGCAUUGAUUCCAUACACCAUAACUGGAGCCUGGCACUCACCAUAUCAAAGGUGCUCAUCAGUAUCCAGUCCCUUUUGACAGACCCAUACUGCCUUGUCUGUAUGGAGCCUGAGGUGGGACGGCUGUAUCUUGAAGAUCGCCUGGGCUUCGAGCGCACAGCUAGACUCUGGACACUACGCUAUGCCAUGCAUGGUGAUCCAAGCGACUUUCAUGGCCAUGCCUUGGAAAGUGGCUGAAUACUUCUAUCAAAGUGUUCCAAGGCCAUAGCCCAUGUGUGCUCGUCAACAUGUGCUACUGUUUCCGCACAAAGUGAGCCAGUCAACAUAAAGAGUGAGGAGCGGCUGGCUGCAAUUCCACAAGUGGCACACCUUCCUGCCCACAGGGCCAGGCAGGGGACUGGCCAGCCUAGUCACCGCAUCUGCAGACACCCUUAGGAAGUCUGCACUUUCUGCUCACCUACCUGGCACCCUCUCCUAUCCUCUUUUUUUCUUAAUUGUACCUCCUGUCAACUGAUUCGCGAAAAAAAAAAAUGAAUGGCAACAAGUUGUGAUCCAUGACAAGCAAGGGAUGUAGUAACAGCCAAGUGUUUGCUUUCCAGGUACUUAAGGCCAUAAAGAAAGAACAGUCAGUUCUCAAAAAAUAUGUUGCAAAAUGUACUGAAGUACUGCUUAGUAAGGUGGUGUAACUACCUGUUGCCCAGUGUUGCUUACAUGUAGUUGCUCAGUUUCUGUCUGUAAUAUCACAUAAGUUGUUCAUUGUGGUCACUAGUGUUGUGAAUUUGCACAACAGAGACCAGUGUAGCAUUUCUUGUAUUCUCUGGUAACCCCAUUGUUUGAACACUGUCGUGAGGGCCCUGCCCAUGCAUGACUUAACUGCAUGGUGCAAAAAAAGGAAUAAGAAGAAAGCUUCAUGUUUUCUCAUUCUUUUGUUAGGUAGUUCGUAUGAGGCCUCAGAACAUUUGGUCAGUUAAACUGAGGACUGGGCAGCAUUUGUGAACAUUCAUCCGAGAAAAUUUCGAAUUCAAAUUGAAAUCGCCACAAUUGACUGUGCUACAUGUAUUUAACAACCCGACAAUGCAUGUUGUAGGCGUAAAGAGCGUCUGUUUGAAAUCUGCCGAAGUUACUGCUGUAGCUGAAAAUAGAAACUUUGUUCAAGAAAGAGAAAUUUUGGCUUUAUAAAUUUUCUUGUUGCCAUUUGUAAAAAAUGCAGGCAAUGAAAUUUACCACAAUUUGUUUAUCUAAUCAUAUCAAACAACAGAGCCUUAUUGAAGAGCAGACACAAGGAAGACUGGGCCUGCUAUUACAAGCAUAUCAAACACACCUCGGCAAGCUUAGCUAGUGCGUGUUAGAUUGCAUUGGUAUCACCCUUGUUCUUUUUCUUCUCUUUUCAUUAUUGAUUUAUCAGCCUUCUUCAAUGUUCAUGGGUAUGAAAUCGAUAUGAUGGCAGCAAUUCCACCACAGUUGCUUCAAACAUUAUUUCUGAUCUUUCAUGAGGAAAUAUCUCAGCUUUGCGUUUAUGCAAGCUUAAUUUUGUAAUCUUCAGUUAACAUUUUCUCAGGACAAGCCUUGCAUGCUUCUGUGGCUAAAGGACUUGCUGGCUUAGCUCAGUACUAUGUAUUUCAUGCAGCUUGAACCAGGCUUAGAGUGACACUUUGUAGACAGACAAAACGAACAGCAUAUUGGUCAUCUGUAGCAACUAAGAAUUCUUCCUGUUCGACACUUACUUAGCUGGCUAGAACACUUAUGCAAAUUUUUCAAUAUUCAGUUUAGGGCAUUGGUUGUGUUUGAAGCAGUCUUAAGGUGCGUUGGGGAGGCACACAGUACAGUUACGUUUUAUGUGGUGCUUUUUUCCGAGUUGUGAAGACGGACCACAGAGCAGGAAAGAAUAACGUCAUUACACGUGUGCUGAGGUUGCUAACUAAACCCUACUUGUAAAGAUGUAAGCGACUCAAGACUAGAACAAUGUGCUGUUGGACCUCAUCUGUCCAAGGAAAAUCACCUUCUUUAAAAAAAAGUUAGGUUCAAGUUGCAUGAAACACUAUAUGUGUGUAAUUGAAAUGGAAAAAAUAUUUGCUGUAGUCAUGUGUGUCUUUAUGUAUUAUUUCGAUUGAAUGCCACUGCUUUUGUUUGAAGAACAACCCUGUUUAGAAUUCUUGAAUAUGUUCAGGAAUCUUUCUAGCCAGCUUACUCUUCAUGUUUGAUUACUCUAUGCCUAUACGAUUGCUGUCUGAGCCUCGUUUGCAUUGCUGGAUGAUUUGGAGUAAUUUUCUUGACACAGAUUGCCAUUAUCAGUUGCUGCACAAAUUUAACACUUUUUUGUGGACCCUACUGACUUCUUCACAGUCACUACCAUAUGGUAUACAUGUUCCUCUCCUUGCUCUAGGGUUGCAUAAUACGCCAGUGCUGGCUGCUGUGUAGUACUAAAUUUGCGAAAACCUGUCUGCUUACUGCCCCCCCCCCCUCCACCCAUUUUUCUCUCUCUCUCUUUUUUUUUUUUUACUAUACAGCCAUAUUCAUUCCAUUUUGUGCAGGGCACAAAAUGAGAACUAAAAAAUCAUGUCAGGGUUCAUGGCAAGCCAUUAAUGUCCCUGAAGGGGUAGGAGCUUGAUGUACUUCCAGUUUCUCAUGCUACAAGAUAUUCUGAGCAGUUUGUUCAUGAACUUGUUCAAUGCUAAGCAUGCCAAUUUUUAUUACUGUUCAAGAUUGCUCCCAUGAAUAAGAGCAGCAAACUGAAUACAAACAGCAGGGGUUUCCGAGGCAACCCAUACCAGCACUAAGUGUACUACAUAGUGUAUCUACACACUCAGCGUAAUUUUGAAAGCUUUUCUGCAUUCUGUUUCUUUAUUUAUGUGGCACAGAGUGCUUUUUUUUUUGUGUUAGCUGUAUUAAGCAUUUGUGGUUUUCACUGGGUGCCAGAAAGGUGAAGUGCUCUACAUCAGUAGGUAUUGAUUUCACUCCCCCCCCUCCCCUUUUUUUCUUGCCUUCUCUCUUUUUUUUUUUCCUUCCAGUUUGCUGUGUGAAAUUAGCUGCACUUGUCUCCCAUGUUGUGUGGCUUUUUUCUGAGUGUGGCCUUUUUCUUCGAAGAUAGCUAACUGCUGGUUGUUGUCUUGUGCAACCCUAGGUUGGUUAUGCCACAGGCUGUGUGCUGUGUUACCCGUAAAUGCUGCACAGUUGGCCAAGGCUGACUGAAAUUUCUUAUCGGGAUCUGUUGUGUGUAUUGCUGCUCUAGUUUGUGCUUUAAUGCUGCAAAUUUUCCAGUUGUAUUUCCGUUUUCAUUUUUUGCAUGAUCAUGUUUUUGUACAUUUGUUGGCUUGUUUUUUUUGUGUGUGUUUCCUGUUUGCCUAAGCUGGCUGAAUAAAUUCAGUGAUGGAGCA
This is a messenger RNA of Dermacentor albipictus, 4495 nucleotides long. It is a transcript of the gene morgue, whose product is annotated as modifier of rpr and grim, ubiquitously expressed. The record is from RefSeq and is a predicted model, not a curated record. Gene Ontology annotation, molecular function: protein binding. Lineage: Eukaryota; Metazoa; Arthropoda; Arachnida; Ixodida; Ixodidae.